Molecule: messenger RNA, 1718 nt
Organism: Anoplopoma fimbria (sablefish)
Lineage: Eukaryota; Metazoa; Chordata; Actinopteri; Perciformes; Anoplopomatidae
Product: C-X-C chemokine receptor type 1-like
Exons: 2
Coding region: 32-1117 (361 amino acids)
Biological process (GO): neutrophil chemotaxis; G protein-coupled receptor signaling pathway; immune response
Cellular component (GO): membrane
Molecular function (GO): C-X-C chemokine receptor activity
Source: RefSeq, a predicted model, not a curated record
CACCCACGAAGAAGAAGAAGAAGACACCACAAUGACUGAUCCAAACCAAUCUUCUUUCAUUUUAGACUUCGACUCUAUUUAUGAAGAGCUCAACUUCACUUAUAACUACACGGAGUUCAUCGUGGACCCGGAGACGCAGCCCUGCAACAGCUUCUCCAUCCCGGACGCGCUGUCGGUGGGUGUCAGCGUCUUCUACGCGCUCAUCUUCCUGCUGGCCAUCCCCGGGAACCUGGUGGUGGGGCUGGUGAUCGGCAUGACCAAGCAGCCGCUGCCCCCCUCCGACCUCUACCUCCUCCACCUGGCGGUCGCAGACCUCCUGCUGGCCUUCACGCUCCCGUUCUGGGCCACCGCCGUCACCAAGGGCUGGGUGUUCGGAGACGCCGUGUGCAAGAUCGUCACCGUCCUCCAGGAGCUGAGCUUCUACUCCAGCAUCCUCUUCCUGACCUGCAUCAGCAUGGACCGGUACAUGGUGAUAGUGAGAGCGAUGCAAGCCCGCAAGGCCAACAGACAGCGCGUCAGCUGGGGGGUCUGCGCGGCCGUGUGGCUCGUCGGUGCGCUCCUCUCUCUGCCGGGGUUUUUCAAUUCCACGUUCUGGUCCCGUACCUCCUCACAGACCGUGUGCAGGGAACAGUACGACCCCGCCACCGCGGAUGAGUGGCGGCUGGCCACCAGGAUUCUCCGGCACACUUUGGGGUUCUUAAUCCCCUUGGCCAUCAUGCUGCCCUGCUACGGAGUGACCAUCCGCCGCCUCCUCCACCUCCGCGGCGGCUUCCAGCGGCAGCGGGCCAUGCGGGUGAUCGUGUUCGUGGUCGUCGCCUUCCUGCUCUGCUGGACGCCGUACCACUUGGCGGUGAUGGCGGACACCUUCUUCCGGGCGAAGAUAGUGCCCUACAGGUGCCCGGCGAGGAUGGCGGUGGAUCAAGCCAUGUUCGGCACCCAGAGCCUGGGGCUGCUUCACAGCUGUGUCAACCCGGUGCUGUACGCCUUCGUCGGGGAGAAGUUCCGGAGGAGGUUGUUCCAGAUUAUAAGGAAGAUGGGUUUAAUGGAUAGGACAACAUCUGUGACGAGAAGCAGCAGGUCCUCUCUGUCUUCAGAAAUCACAUCCACAUUCAUGUGAGAGCAGCAAAGAGACACUGCUGGACAACAAAGUACUUAUUUUUGAUACUUACCUGCAGCUCUAUUUGGUGGACUUGAAAAAACAAACAAAAAAAAAAACAGUUGAAAACAUUUGAAGAUUUCAUUUUUUGUAAAUCUAUUUUUUCAUGCUUUGCUCCAUUUCAUAAUUUAACCCUGUUAAGUUGUACAUAGCUAAUUCCCAUUUUUAUUAUUUUUAUACAUUUAAAUGACAUUGUUGGCGGGAGAUCUCAGAUUUCCUGUAAUUGUUGUGUAUAUGUUCGUAAUCUUGGUUUCAACCCUGUGUGUACCAAAGAAAUGCUGUUUUAAGUUAAGCUAUAACCAGAAGAAUAAAAAAAAGUUGCGGUUACUCAGUGAAAUCCCCUGUCCUCUUCUGAGGAAACUGUGCCAAACAUGUUGCUCAGUUUCAAUUUAAAAUGUGAACAUUUCAACAGUAACACAAUAUCACAACACAUAAAGACAAAACAUCCCCUGAUGAACACAUUGAGAUGCAGCUGGAAAAAAAACUGAGAAAGGUACAAUUAGACCUUGAGACAAUUCAGCAUUAGAUAGGGAAAUAUUUGACCAAUGUCAAUUCUUCAGUA